Molecule: messenger RNA, 1407 nt
Organism: Dichotomopilus funicola
Lineage: Eukaryota; Fungi; Ascomycota; Sordariomycetes; Sordariales; Chaetomiaceae
Exons: 2
Coding region: 1-1407 (468 amino acids)
Biological process (GO): tRNA wobble position uridine thiolation; protein urmylation
Cellular component (GO): cytosol; cytoplasm
Molecular function (GO): thiosulfate-cyanide sulfurtransferase activity; adenylyltransferase activity; URM1 activating enzyme activity
Source: RefSeq, a predicted model, not a curated record
AUGGCAGGGGAGACUAAAGACAAUUCAUUGCCCAAAAAUGGCCUCUUAUCCGCCAGAUCAUCCGACGGAAAAUUCAGUCGGCGGUUGACCGACGAUGAGUUCGACCGAUACUCACGCCAGAUGAUCGUCCCUGGCAUGGGAAGGGAAGGUCAACUUCGUCUUAUUGAAUCUCGACUCCUCAUCAUUGGGGCUGGUGGUCUCGGCUGCCCCGCUGCCCAGUACAUUGCCGGGGCCGGGGUUGGGACCAUUGGUAUCGUUGAUGGCGAUAUCGUUGAGGCAUCGAACCUUCAUCGUCAAGUUGGGCACGCGACAUCUCGGCUCGGCAUGAAGAAGGUUGACAGUCUUAUCACACACCUUAAGGCCCUCAACCCCUUGCCGACUUAUAUCCCCUACGACUUCCAGCUUACUCCCCAAAACGCCGCAGAUAUCAUCUCACAAUACGAUCUCGUACUAGACUGUACCGAUCACCCAAUCACACGUUAUCUCAUCUCCGACAUCUGCGUCCUCACACAGAAACCUCUCGUUUCGGCGGCAGCCGUUCAAAAGUCCGGUCAACUGACUGUUCUCAACUGCCCACCAGCGCCCCAGGGCCUUGUUGACGGGGAGUACCCCCCUUGUUACCGGUGUUGCUUUCGCAAGCCCCCACCGCCCAGCUCGAUGGUCUCUUGCGGCGAGGCCGGCAUCAUGGGUCCCGUCGUCGGAAUGAUGGGUAUGGCCCAAGCGGGCGAAGCCAUCAAGAUUCUAGCAUCCGGUCUGCACUUACCACCCCCAACAUCCGAUGAUAACACAGCACCGCCGCUGGAACGGAACCUCGCCCGACCCACGUUAUUGAUCUACACCUACGACUUAGACAGUGCCGUUGGCCCAUACUCUUUCCGGGCUCUCAAGAUGGGCGGGCGCAAGAAGAACUGUUUUGCUUGCGGUGAAGGCUCAACACUGACCCUAGACGGCAUCAAGACGGGCAACCCAGACUACGUACAGUUUUGUAGUGCCCCCACGAUCAACGUUAGACUCCCUCCAGAACAGCGGAUAACUGCCGUUGCGUAUCAUGCCGCGAAGGAGAAGGGCGAGUUACCGGCACAUAUCCUGGUUGACACACGGGAGAAAGAGCACUUCUCGUUUGGGAGUCUUGAAGGCGCGGUGAAUAUGCCGUUUGGCCGGUUUCUAAUGAACGCUGCUGCGGUUAAGCGGACCGGGGGGUCGGCAAGGGACUUGUUACCAACAGGGGCGGCGGACGGGGACGCCCCUAUUUUUGUGGUUUGCCGGACAGGACAAGACUCACAAGAGACCGUCGAAAAGUUGAGAGAGCUAGGGCUGGAUAAUGGCGGUCAAAGGAAAAUUGUGGACAUAAUGGGGGGACUGAGAGCGUGGAAGCAGGAUGUCGAUCCCACAUUUCCGUUCAUAUGA